This is a messenger RNA of Mucor mucedo, 3249 nucleotides long. RefSeq lists its product as uncharacterized. The transcript is spliced from 7 exons. Lineage: Eukaryota; Fungi; Mucoromycota; Mucoromycetes; Mucorales; Mucoraceae. The record is from RefSeq and is a predicted model, not a curated record. Bases 1 to 3249 code for a protein of 1082 amino acids.
AUGGGUGCUCAAUUUGAUGCUACCGUCACCGGUGUACUCGGUAUCGUUACUGCUGUCCUUUAUGCUUUGGCAGGUAUAGCUGCUUCCGUCGCUUACAACUCGUCACACUUUGACUCCUACCUGACCGAUCAUCCAGGUAGAGUCAUUAAUGCCAUCUUUCUAUUUGUCGGCGUCUUUCUUGCUCAAGUAUUACGUCAAGUCUUUCCUAAAUUUCACUUCUUUUCACUUCAAUUCAUGAUCAUUCAAAUCUUUUCCAUGACAAAGGGUAUUAAUUAUCUCGAUAUACCUUAUUCUUUACCUUUAAAUUAUGGCGUACCCUUAUUAAUUGGUCAUGGUAUUUCAUUGGUGGUCAAUUUGGUUUGUUGGCCCGAAACGGCCGUCGAUGGCUUAGGUCGUGCAUUAAAAGAAACAAUUACAAGUAGUCGGGAUAUGCUGCACAUGAUUACCAAGCAAUUCUUUCUGGACCCUCAAUCCGACCCUGUUGCUGAAUCUGUUGUGAAUGAAGCAGCGGCGAAAAUGCGUAUGGGCAUGACCAAAGUGAAAACCGCUUAUAAGGAAGCCAAGUAUGAAAUUUCUUAUGCGUUUAUCCGACCUCAACAAUUAGGUUAUAUCCGAAAAUCCUUGGGUCGUUUAACCAAACAUUUAUCCAUCUUGGGUGGAUGUUUAAAAACCGAACGCGAAUUAUUUGAAAGUGCUUUGGAGGCUUUACAGGCUGAAAUGCAUGAUUUUGAUAGUGACACAGAUGCUGAAUCUCAGGCACCCGCCGCCGCCGCAUCGAGUACGACACAGGCCGGCAACGGUUACCAUAGCGAUACGGAAGAGCAUCCACGCACAUCGUAUAGCGAAGAAGAUUUGAACUUGCUAAGAACCGCUUUACGUGCUACAAAUGACUAUAUCAGUGGUAGCAGGUACAGUAGUCGACAACCCAGUGCCAACCCAAGUCCUCGUGCCUCACAUACCCCUUCGCGCGUCAAUUCACGCAACACGUCCGCCAACAAUUCCGAAGAUGAAGAUUAUGCAGAUCAAAAUCAAAAAUCUGUCAACUCCAUUAAAUCCUUUCUGAAUUUACCCCGUCUUUCUAUACCCAAGCCAAAACCGCCCAAAAAGACCAAGAAGCAGACCGAAUACCAUCAUCGCCAUUUACUCAUGACCUAUCUUGAGAGUUUACGAGACCCAUUGAUGGAACUUUCCUUGGACUGUGCCAAUGCUCUUGAAUGUGUGUGUGAAAGUAUCGCUUCUGAAUUGGAUAUGGAUAACGAUGAUGAUGAAAGUAUUCGACAAACCUGGAAAUCUUUUUUACAACACACCCUCAACAUUGGUAAAAAGCAAGAUAUGUCAGAACGCGAUAAACGGUCCCUGGAAAGACAUAAGGGCAAUGAAAAGUGUAAUUGCUCUCAGGGGAUUCGGUUAGCCAUUAUUCAAUUUGACAAGGCAGAAAGAGAACGUAUGCAUGCUCUCUAUGAAAUCAAUAAAGCAAGAAUGGGUAGAGAGGCCCUGGAUUUGGGAAUGCGUCAGGAACUCUUUUUGGUGUUUUUUUUCAUCUUUACCAUGCGUGAAGUGGCAAACGAGUUGCAGGAAAUGACGUUGCAUAUGGAUGAACUCAGAUUGUAUUCACGAAAAGCAAGCUUUCAAGGAAAGAAACGAAAGCAUCUUUACAUGCCUGUCUUGAGCCCUAAAAUGUGGCAAAAAUGGGCUAAAGGCACUAACCAUCAAAGUGUACGUGAUAAGGGUGGUUAUAGUUUCUCCGCUCUUACAAACCAUAUACCAAAGGAAGAACCAAAAAAGAACGAGAUGGGUGAACAAGAUCAAUUAGCCAAACUACAGAGUAAUAAUACACUGAUGCGAACCAAGAGUCGACGUGAAUCCAACGCAGCGACCAAAGUAUUGAAUGAAAACGAGACGAGUAGCCCAACGAUGAUGCGACACCGCAUGUCCUAUAUCGCGGACGAGGACGAUGAGAAUGACGAGAAAGGCAAAGUGCCUCGUGAAAUCCGUAUUCAGGUACCACAAAACUAUGUAGAAACGGACGACAACCCAGAAUUUCAUUUGGAUGCGGAAAAGACGCCCAUCAUGUUGCGUAUUCGAUACCGCAUUUGGCUCAAGAUUCAAUUUAUUUACAGUUAUGAAUUUAAAUUUGCGCUCAAGAUGGCGGCGGCAGUGUUGAUCCUCUGUAUACCUGCAUUUGUUCCCGAUUCCAUAGGUUGGUAUAGUUCGGUUCGAGGACAAUGGGCCCCCAUGACGGUGAUUGCCAUCAUGAACCCGACAAGUGGUGGAACACUGGAAGCGAGCUUUUGGAGAAUUGUGGGAACCCUAGUGGGGGCUUUUACGGGAUGGGCGGCUCUAGAAGCGGGCGACGGCAGUCCUUAUCUAUUGGCGUUAUUUGCUGUAUUACUUGCCAUUCCUUUUUUCUAUAUUCAUUUAGCCAGUACAUAUAAUAAGGUUGGUAUUGUGUGUUUAACGACAUAUAUGGUAGUUGCGCUGAGCAGAUAUGCAUACCCAAUUCCUGGUGAAACCAUUGCAUCCACAGUAUGGAUGAUCUGGCCGUUUGUUGCGCGUCACAUGGUACGUAAAUCGAUUGCAGGAUGUUUGGGUCAGCUUGAAGACUAUUACACGUAUGUCAUGGGCACGUUCCUAUACCAUGAUCCAGGCAGUAUUCCAACAGAUGCCGAAAUCACACGAGGCGAAAAGAUGGAGAGUAAGAUCCAGUCAGCGAUUGAUGCAUGUUCUGUGUUGUUAGAAUUGACGGAUCAUGAACCCCGUUUUCGAGGACCCUUUGCAAAGUUAUUUUACAAGGAAAUGAUUGUUUCUAUGCGUAAUUUGUUGGAUCGUAUGCUUAGUAUUCGUGUUGCAUUAUUAAAGAUGCCGGUGAUUGUCAAGCAUGACAUUUGUGAGAAGGAGUAUCACGUUGACCGCCGUGACAUGAUUGCAUCGAUGUUGCUCACGUUUCAUACACUUGCAGCUUCACUUCGAUCCAAGACACCUUUACCUGUGUACAUGCCUUCUGCACGUGCUGCACGCUGUAAACUUAUGGACCAUCGCCGAUCAGAUGUCAAGAAGACCAACUGGGUUAAAUUUCGGAACUUGACAUGGUUUGCUAUGGCUUGUUCAUCAGAAGAAAUGAUUGAUGAACUGGAGUAUCUCACUAAUCUUAUUCGCUAUAUCGUAGGCGAGAGUGAAUAUGCAGAUCGAGCUAAACGAAUUGAUGAUUUUGUCAAUUAUUCAAAUUCUGCGUCACACACCAAUAAUUAA